Molecule: messenger RNA, 1581 nt
Organism: Orbilia oligospora ATCC 24927
Lineage: Eukaryota; Fungi; Ascomycota; Orbiliomycetes; Orbiliales; Orbiliaceae
Exons: 4
Coding region: 1-1581 (526 amino acids)
Biological process (GO): carbohydrate metabolic process
Source: RefSeq, a predicted model, not a curated record
AUGUUUUCCGCAAUAUCCUCCGUUGGGUCUAUGCUCUCCCGAGUGCUUGGACCCACUCCAAAGGCCGAAAACCCUUUCGACAACGAGGCAUACCGAACCGAAUUUAUUUCACAGUUGAAAAACCAUACGAUAGCGUUAGCAGAUGAUAUAUGGAAGAACUUUUGGGAAACGGAUAUCGAUUUAUUCUGUAACCAGCGGCCAAGCGCGGAGACGGUUCAACUAGGGAGAUAUAAUGGAUAUACUGUUUGGACAUUUACUUUAGGAUUGCAAUCUAUUAUUGAAGCAGAAAGGCUUUCGCCGGGGAAUUAUGGUGAUAAUAUUUCAACGGCGAUUGAAACACUCCGAGAACGAUAUUACAAUCCAGAGUUCAAAGCAUACUCAGCUUGGCUAUACGCAAGAGGGGAUACUGACGUUUACUACGACGACAAUGCACAAAUCGCUAUAGCGUUGACAGAUGCAUUCCUCCUACUACAUGACCCAAUAUACUUAGAUCUCGCCCGUCGUCUUUGCAAUUUUCUAAUAACUGGUUGGACAAGUGGCGACUCCCCACCAGGGGGCAUUCAAUGGCAUGUUGGCGACGAAGCACCACAUAACGACCGCUGCUGUUGCUCAACUGCUAUAACCGGGGUUGCGCUCCUUAGAACAGCUAAUGCUUUAAAGCCUCAUAUCAAAAAUUUAAAGUCAUACCCCUCAGCGGCAAAACUUCAGCUUACAGACGAGGAAAAGCAGUCGGACUGGGUAGCGUUGGAACCCGGUUCAGAUGAAUCGAUAGAGGAAAUGGAGAAAGAUGUCCAAAAGUUCAUCUCCUUCGCUCAGAAAUGUGGCGACUGGCUCGUUGAUACACUCUUUAUCAAAGAGGAGGAUAAGAAGGGCGAUUCCCUUACACAUCUCAUCGCAGACAAGCUCACUCAAUCGGAUGACUCAAACUGGAAAAGGGACGAACAUACAAUAUUAUCAUACAACAUCGGGACGACACUACACUUGCUUUGCUUACUGCACCAAGAAUCUCAACUCUCGAGGGAAGCGAAAAUCCCGGACUAUACCGAAACAAUCCACACACUCGCCGGGACGGCGGUCACACCAUAUAAAGCAAUUUUCAACAUAUCAGCCCCGAACCCUGAUAAACGGGUUUGGGCAGACUUUCCAUAUUUUACACAUUUGUUGAUUGAGGGGCUCCUCGUGUACACGUCCACAUUCCCACAUCACACUAAAAUCCGCGAAGUAGAGAAUAUGAUUCUUCAUAACGUCAAGUUUAUGAAAAAUCACCUAUCAGCGUCGCCCGAAAACCAAUUAUUCUAUCACCGCAAUUUGAAAUUGAACAAAAUCUCGAAGGAGAAAACUGAGGAAUGGAAUAAAAUUAUGGGAACGAACGAGAAAGAGGAUCUUGACAAAACGGAAAGAGUUUACGAUGAACCUUGGGAGAAGCUUGAGGAAGCUACAAUGGCGAGGACGCUUCUAGCACAAGGAGGUGUUGCAAGGGGCCUUGCACUUGUCGCCGGGACUAUAGGGAAGAAGAUUGAGAUCGAGGAGGAGACUACACGAGUAUUGAACUCUGCCAGCUUAGUGGCUGGAGACUGGUAA